Molecule: messenger RNA, 3129 nt
Organism: Oreochromis niloticus (Nile tilapia)
Lineage: Eukaryota; Metazoa; Chordata; Actinopteri; Cichliformes; Cichlidae
Product: P2Y purinoceptor 14-like
Exons: 5
Coding region: 1429-2511 (360 amino acids)
Biological process (GO): G protein-coupled receptor signaling pathway
Cellular component (GO): membrane
Molecular function (GO): G protein-coupled purinergic nucleotide receptor activity
Source: RefSeq, a predicted model, not a curated record
CAGAACCCUGGAGUCAGCCUGGGAAUACAAACAGAGGGCUGGUGUGGCCAAAACAGGCUCCAAAACAAGAUGUGAAACCAGGCCCCGACCAUCCCAAAGUUCCACAGCAGUCUGAAGGAAUCUGAAAACAGGAUAAAGCGGAUAAUCCAAAACAGCUGUGAAAUCUGAACCCUGAAUCAGUCUGUAAUUAGAUACAGAGAGAAAACACUGAGUCUGGUAAGCUGGUGCAAAAGCGGAUGUAAAAUCUGGACUCGCACCAGCCUUCAACACUUCCUAAUAGAAUUUAAAACCAGAACACUGAUCUACACUCAGUGCGGUUUCACCGUCCUGCAUAGUGUCUGUUUGCACAGGUCGUAUGUUUCACAGAGAGGAGGAUUAUGGGUCUUCAGCCAUCAAGUUCAUUGCCAAAACUGACCCCUGUCUUCUCCUGGGCUAAAGGGCCAAAGGCAGCAUAGCACCACCAUCAGUCUGGAAUCUGCAGCAGGUUCUCCAGGACGCUUCAAGACCGGAAACCAAACCCAUGACGCAGCUCGCUGUGUGUUUACAGCGUUCACUCUGCUGCUAAAAACCAGAAACCUUCAACAAGCAGCGACAUGUCGCUCUUCCUCUGACACAUGUGCUGGACCCAGAACCGGCUUUGAAUAACUGACAGGCACUCCCAGCUCACACUAAACACUCGCGUAAAUCGAAUAAAAACAGAAUUAUGUUUGCUGAUUGAAAAUAAGAAAACAUGAACACAAACUGUGAGUCACGGGACAUUUACGAGUCGACUCUGAUCUGUGUUACACACAAAGCCUGACUCAAAGCCGUAAAGCUUGCUGGUUAACCUUUAGCUGCUUUUACCUGCUGGUUCUGGUUUGUGUGUCUGACUUAGUGUAUUUCCAGCAGUUGCUGUUUUCUGAUGAACAGUGUCGCACGCAACAGAUCCACUCAGAGCAGAGCUCUUUCCAAUAAAGAUCUCUGGAAAAAUGAAAACUUCCUGGUAAAAAUAGGUGUGUGUUUUUGACUUGCAAAUGAGGAACGGUGCUGCAUGCAGGACGUCAGCACAGCAGCAACCACCAGCUUCCUCCACCGCCCUCCCUCUCUCUGUGUGGCCUGGCCUUCCUCAUAUAAACUGUGCAGAAGGAAGUCAUAAAGGGUUUCUCACAGAUUCACCGUGAAGACGCGCAGACAGGACAGUGCUGCAGUGACCUUUUAGAGGUGAAAAGCGUGCCGCUGAUGUGUGACGCAGGAGUGUAAGGGGGACAUUACACUAAAGAUGUGCGACGUUCAGACGACCACAGGACGUUUCUCCACAUCCACACAGUGCGUGGCGUAGAGUCGCCGCCCCAUCAUAGCCUCAUUCUUCCUAAUCACAGCAGUUCCUGUGGUGACCGUCUCUGUUUUAACCGCCGUCUAACCCGGGUUGGUCUUUCCAGACCCGGAAACAUGGCAGCUUCGUCCUUCAACCAGUCCAGAAGCAACAGUAACUCCAGCUGUUAUGAAGACAUCCAGGACACUUCAGCCCACAUCUUCUUCAUGGUGAUCUACACCCUGGUGUUUCUAGUCGGUUUGUUCCUCAACGGUUUCACCCUGAACGUUUACUUCUUCAGGGGUCAGCGCCACGCGUCCAGCGUCACCAUCUUCCUGAAGAACCUGGCAGCGGCCGACUUCCUCAUCAGCCUCUGCCUCCCUUUGCGAAUUAUGAAGUAUGCCAACAUUAAAUCUGAGAUCAUCCGCAAGGUCUACUGCAACUUCGGCGCCUCCGCCUUCUACCUGAACAUGUACGCCAGCAUCACGUUCAUGGGCUUCAUCGCCGCUAACAGGUACCUGAAGAUCGUCCACCCUUUGGGAAAUCACAUGCUGCAGACAGUACGAGGUGCUAAGAUAAUAUCCAUUGUAACCUGGGUCUUCCUCAUCACUGUGACGAGCUCCUACAUCCUGGUCUCUCUUAUAACAGAAAACUCGGUAUUUGAAACACUAACAAAAGUGAGCUGUGAUGAGAUGCACAGUAAAGAGCUCAGCGUGCUUUACAAAAUCAUCCACGUCUUCUCGGCCACCAUCUUCGUGACCGUCCUCGUCUGCCUGGUUGUCUUCUACUACAAAACCUCUCGCAAGCUUUCAGUGGCGCAGGAGAAGCAGCCUGCAUCUACUGGGUCCAAGAAGCUCGCCAGAUCGCGCAGAAACAUGCUGGUGCUGGUCAGCGUCUUCUGCGUCUGCUUUGUCCCCUACCACCUGGUUCGCCUUCCUUACGCCUACACAUCCAAGACCAACAACUGUUCGUGGAGACAGGUGUUCUUCUACGUGAAGGAAAUGGCGGUCUUUGUGUCCGUUCUCAAUGUUUGUCUGGACCCGCUCAUCUACUUCAUCUUCUGCAAGGCCUUCCGGGCCAGGUUGAGCCUCAGGAACAUGCAAACCACUACAGAGGUGUCAACGGUCGCAGCGAACGGAGAGAGGAGGAGCAGCGAUACGCAGAGCUCCAUCAAAAGGAAGCUAUCGCUCACCCCAACGACAAGGACCAGCGUGCUGUAGCUUUAAGCUAACACACGAACAACUGUGAUGAAUGUGAGCUUUAAAAACUGCGACUAUAUGCCAAAGCUGCGACUAUAUGCCAAAGCUGCCUGCUGGGACCAGCCAUUUCAGGAUGCUGGGUGGUACCACGUCGGGCUUUUCAAAGACCUACACUGAAAUGUUUCUGUUUGCUAUCAAACAGUCAAAGGCCUAAAUAUUAAGAAAAGUCAUGUCAGUACACUGAAGUAUUUUUUUUGUAGAUGCAGAAUUUCAUCACUUAGUAACUAUUUAUCAUCUAUCUUCUGUUUUAAGUCUGUGACUGUAAAAAAUCCCUGAUGGCCGGCUAAACUACAAGCCAACAUAUCUCAACAUAUCUCAGAGGUUUUGACAUUUUAUCACCUCUUCCUGCACUGAUGUACCUUUAAAACGUCCGAAUCAGCCUCUUUUCAAACUCAUUUACAGGAAGCAGUCCGAUUUGGUCUCAGGUGAACUGGACCAGUAAAACCACUGCAUAAAAACCUAUGUGUUUGAAAAAGUGUAAAUAUGUACAUUCUGUUAUUGUUCACUUAAACCAGAGCCACAAUCUGUAUGUAAACGACUCUGUAUAUAAAUAAAUGUAAUACAUUUAUCACACUGAAA